AUGGUUAGCGAGACAACAAGAGAUACCAUCGCCGGUGCAGCGGGUGGUGUUGCCCAGGUUCUCAUCGGCCAACCGUUCGACAUCGUCAAGGUCCGACUCCAAACCAGUGGAGGAAGUGGCCUCGCGGUCGCGCGAAAUAUUUGGCUCAAAGAGGGGCCUUUGGCUUUCUACAAAGGUUCUCUUCCGCCGCUAAUUGGCAUCAGCAUCUGCGGGAGCAUUCAAUUCGGGGCUUUCCAGUAUUUUCGGCAGCUGUUCCAGAACCGCCAAAGCAGAACUGGGAAUUCCAAAGAUUCGUUGCCGAUAUGGCAGUUAUUCGUGGCGGGCGGAGGAGCUGGCUUGGCCAACAGUGUCAUAUCCGGCCCUGUCGAGCACAUCAGAAUCCGUCUCCAGACUCAGCCAUCUGGCAGCGGAAAGCUUUACAACGGGCCCGUAGACUGCGCGCGCAAGAUCUACCAGCAAGCUGGCAUUGCUGGUAUUUUCCGUGGCCAAGUUGCUACGAUGGUUCGCGAGUUCUACGGCUUUGGCGCCUGGUUCGCGUCUUACGAGGUAUUUGUGAGCCUUUUGACCAAGAUGGACAACAGAUCUCGCUCCGAACUUCCGAGCUGGAAGAUCGCAAUUUGCGGUGGCCUUGCUGGGGAGGUGAACUGGCUUUUAGCGAAUCCAUUUGAUGUCAUCAAGAGCAGACUACAGAGUGAUGGCUUUGGAGAGGGAAGGAAGUACAAGAAUACACGAGAUGCAGUGUUGAAGACGUGGAAGAUUCAGGGAUUUGCAGGAUUCAUGGAAGGACUCGGCCCAUCCUUACUUCGUGCGCUACCAGUGUCUGCUGGCAUUUUUGCUACGGUUGAGAUCGUUCGAACAAUCAUUGGAUAG
This is a messenger RNA of Clonostachys byssicola, 870 nucleotides long. Lineage: Eukaryota; Fungi; Ascomycota; Sordariomycetes; Hypocreales; Bionectriaceae. The record is from the annotation of a GenBank genome assembly.